AUGUCAACAGUAGCUGCAUUUGCUCUAGCCCUUGGCCUCAUUUUUGUCAACCUUACAGGGCAUUGCGAUGGCGCACUUCAGGUCGGGUUUUAUAGAGGAAAGUGUGGAUUGUUAGAUGUUGAGUCUAUUGUUAGAGCCGUUGUUACCGUAAAGUUUUUGAAAGACAGAACUAUUGCACCAGCUCUCAUUCGGAUGCAAUUUCAUGACUGCUUUGUCAAUGGAUGCGAUGCAUCGAUUCUCCUGGAUGGAAACUCCACUGAGAAAACUGCAGGUCCGAAUUUAAGUGUAAGGGGUUACGAAGUUAUUGAUGCAGUAAAGGAUGCUGUCGAGAAAUUUUGCCCUGGGGUCGUCUCUUGUGCUGAUAUCAUUGCCAUAGCAACCAGGGAUGUUGUUUACUUGAGUGGAGGAGGGAAAUACAGUGUGGAAACAGGAAGNCUGGAUUUCUUGAAUUAUGUUGAAAUAAUGUUAUUUACAAAAGACUAA
Molecule: messenger RNA, 483 nt
Organism: Pistacia vera
Lineage: Eukaryota; Viridiplantae; Streptophyta; Magnoliopsida; Sapindales; Anacardiaceae
Product: peroxidase 60-like
Exons: 3
Coding region: 1-483 (160 amino acids)
Biological process (GO): response to oxidative stress
Cellular component (GO): plasmodesma; plant-type cell wall
Molecular function (GO): heme binding; peroxidase activity
Source: RefSeq, a predicted model, not a curated record